AUGCCAAUUCCUGCAGAUGGAAAUGAUCCGUUUACUACUACCACUCUCCAAAAGUCUUUGGAUACUUGUGCCAGUAAUGAGGAGGGGAAUCAACAUAUGACAUGUCACCCAAAGUGUGGCCACCACUCUUUUAUCGAGAAUAAGGACGAUGAUGAUGAUUCUUUCUCUACCUCCUCUUCUUCCUCCUCUUCAGUCGCAUCCUCCUGUGAUUCAACCAAAGACUCAAACGCUCCAUUGAAACGUCGACACCAAUCAACAACCAGCUUGGGCAAACGACUUUUGAACUAUCGACGAGACGACGACGUGUGGGUCGACAUUUCAAACACGCGAUUAGCAAACUCGCGAUUAGGGUCGCUGUAUGCCGGCUCAAAGUUUAAAGGAAGACAGCAAUGCGAUACUUCAACAUACGAUGUUUCAGUUGACAUUUUGCACGUGGAUCUUAAAGAGAGUACUCUUACUGGUUAUCUCAAUAUCAAGGGGCUCACAUCGGACUGUAAAGAAUUGACUACUUUCUUUGAAGCCGAGAUCAUUGGUUCAAAGUACUCCUUCCUUACCAGAAAGUGGAAAGCUCAGAAAAGUACGGACUUGUCGCACUGGAGCCGUUUCCCAUCAUUCAAGCCGUACAAGGAUGUGUUUAGUGAUGAUGAUUUUACAUAUCGACCAGAGGAUGAGGACUUCAUUUAUAUGCGUUGGAAGGAGAAAUUCCUCGUUCCCGAUCAUCGGGUACAAAAUGUGGAAGGAGCAAGCUUUGCAGGAUUCUAUUACAUUUGCUAUCAAAGAUCCACCGACCAGAUCAAGGGAUACUACUUUUUCUUGCACCAAACACAAAUCGUAUCGAGCUUUCAAGAACUCUCUUUGAAACAUGUUCAAGAGCGAUCCUUUGGCCAUUUCGAGCUUCGUUAG
Molecule: messenger RNA, 903 nt
Organism: Lichtheimia ornata
Lineage: Eukaryota; Fungi; Mucoromycota; Mucoromycetes; Mucorales; Lichtheimiaceae
Exons: 5
Coding region: 1-903 (300 amino acids)
Biological process (GO): proteasome-mediated ubiquitin-dependent protein catabolic process; protein catabolic process in the vacuole; protein targeting to vacuole
Cellular component (GO): GID complex; extrinsic component of membrane
Source: RefSeq, a predicted model, not a curated record